Tilletiopsis washingtonensis is the source of this 507-nucleotide messenger RNA. Its product is annotated as RNA-binding domain-containing protein. Gene Ontology annotation, molecular function: RNA binding. Lineage: Eukaryota; Fungi; Basidiomycota; Exobasidiomycetes; Entylomatales. Bases 1 to 507 code for a protein of 168 amino acids. The transcript has 3 exons. The record is from RefSeq and is a predicted model, not a curated record.
AUGGACGACGCCGCCGAGAUCGAGGCCAUGAAGGCGCGCGUCGCCGAGAUGGAGGCCGAGGCCGCCAAGCUGCGCGACAUGCAGGCCGACGCCGAGCGCGAGGCCGGCGGCGCGCCGGGCGCCGCGGCGCCGGGGCCGAGCGAGGAGGAGAAGGAGGAGGUCGACGGGCGCAGCGUGUACGUGGGCAACGUGGACUACGGCGCGACGCCCGAGGAGAUCCAGCAGCACUUCCAGUCGUGCGGCACGAUCAACCGCGUCACGAUCCUGUGCGACAAGUUCACGGGCCAUCCGAAGGGCUACGCAUACGUCGAGUUCUCCGAGCCGUCACUUGUCGCCAACGCCAUGGUGAUGAACGAGUCGCUCUUCCGCGGACGGUUGAUCAAGGUCACGGCUAAGCGCACGAAUGUGCCCGGCCUGUCGGCGCGUGGCCGGGGGCGGGGGCGGGGCAGAGGCGGCCCGCGCGGGCGGCCGUUCCGCGCACGGGGACGCGGACGAGGCUGGCACUAG